AUGGAGGCAGAGAGGGAGAGAGAGUACGCUAGCUGGUUCUCUGCCGGGACGGGGUUUGGUGGGGCACCGAGCCGGGACCCAGAAUGAUGGCAUCAUGGCAGCCCCCUGGAACUGGAUGAUGGUCGGCGUGCUGGCCGUAUCCCUGGCCUCUACGGUGACCCAGGAAGUCUGCCGAGCACCGAACGGGAAGGACGGGGUCCCAGGAAUACCUGGCCGACCCGGGUGGCCAGGCCUCAAGGGGGAGCAAGGAGAGCCGGGGGCCCCCGGCAUCCGGACAGGUGUCCAAGGCCUUAAAGGAGACCAAGGGGAGCCUGGGCCCCCUGGAAGCCCUGGCAACAUGGGCUACCCGGGGCCCGGCGGCCCCCUGGGGACCCCCGGCGUCCCAGGACUGAAGGGCAUCAAGGGCAACCCAGGGAACUUGAAGGACCAGUCACGGCCGGCCUUCUCGGCCGUGAGGCGGAACCCGCCGCUGGGCGGCAACGUGGUCAUCUUUGACACGGUCAUCACCAACCAGGAGAACCGCUACCAGAGCAACUCGGGCCGCUUCGUCUGCUCCGUGCCCGGCUACUACUACUUCACCUUCCAGGUGGUGUCCAAGUGGGACAUCUGCCUGUCCAUCGUGGCCUCCGGGAAAGACCAGGUCCAGCGCUCCUUGGGCUUCUGCGACACCAACAGCAGGGGCAUCUUCCAGGUGGCGUCCGGGGGCACCGUGCUCCAGCUGCAGCAAGGAGACCAGGUCUGGAUCGAAAAAGACCCCAAUAAGGGCCGCAUUUACCAGGGUUCCGAGGCGGACAGCAUCUUCAGCGGUUUCCUCAUCUUCCCGUCCACCUGAGCAGGGGACGGACCCCUCC
Diceros bicornis minor is the source of this 851-nucleotide messenger RNA. It is a transcript of the gene C1QA, whose product is annotated as complement C1q A chain. Lineage: Eukaryota; Metazoa; Chordata; Mammalia; Perissodactyla; Rhinocerotidae. The record is from RefSeq and is a predicted model, not a curated record. The transcript has 3 exons. Gene Ontology annotation, molecular function: protein binding. Bases 95 to 832 code for a protein of 245 amino acids.